Gamsiella multidivaricata is the source of this 450-nucleotide messenger RNA. RefSeq lists its product as uncharacterized. The record is from RefSeq and is a predicted model, not a curated record. Bases 1 to 450 code for a protein of 149 amino acids. The transcript is spliced from 5 exons. NCBI's taxonomy places the organism in Eukaryota, Fungi, Mortierellomycota, Mortierellomycetes, Mortierellales, Mortierellaceae.
AUGGCAGCUUUAACACAUCACGUGAUUUGCCACCAAAAAAAUAUCACGCGAAGCUUCCAGAGAACAGUGCUGUGGAUCCUAGUUUCGGAUCCAGCUUGGUGCGGUUGUUUUUCGGCACGGGGGGCCGUGUAUAAAUUACCUUUCGGAUUGCUGGCAGCAGGGGAUUGGCUCCCUCCUGAGAGAAUGUUCUUGUCAACUGUCACUCGGAUUUGCCAGAGCCGUUCUCCAGCACUAAGAGCCAGUCCAAAGGAUCAAGAUAUCAAGUUAGCAGGAACAGGACGACCGAGGCAGGCUUGCGGGAAAAUACGCGGGAUUUAUAUGGCGCCUCCUACCAUUGUUCGGGACAAACAGGAACAUCCUGACCAGCGAGAAAUAGAAGAACUGAGAUCGGGAACAGACGUUGCAAAGUCACCGUGGACUGGGAGCGAGAGCGUGGAAUCACUUCUGUGA